This is a messenger RNA of Ustilaginoidea virens, 1488 nucleotides long. RefSeq lists its product as uncharacterized. Gene Ontology annotation, molecular function: ATP binding; tetrahydrofolylpolyglutamate synthase activity. Gene Ontology annotation, biological process: tetrahydrofolylpolyglutamate biosynthetic process. The record is from RefSeq and is a predicted model, not a curated record. Gene Ontology annotation, cellular component: cytosol; mitochondrion; cytoplasm. Lineage: Eukaryota; Fungi; Ascomycota; Sordariomycetes; Hypocreales; Clavicipitaceae. The transcript has 4 exons. The coding region runs from base 1 to 1488 and encodes 495 amino acids.
AUGACUUCCCGGUCGUACAGCGACGCGAUUGACGCACUCAACUCGCUGCAGACGCCGCACGCCGAGAUUGAGGCUCGUCGCAAGGCGGGCAUCCGGCCUGACGCAUCAUCAAUUCGAGAGAUGAAGGCAUAUCUAGCCCGCAUUGGAUACGCGCCUUCAGACCUCAACCGCCUCAACAUCGUCCACGUCGCCGGGACAAAAGGCAAAGGCAGCACCUGCGCCUUUGUCAACUCCAUCCUCUCGCAGUACCAGUCCACCCCCGGCCACCACCUCAAGUGCGGCCUCUUCAUCUCCCCCCACCUUGUGGCCGUCCGGGAACGCAUCCGAAUCAGCUCGGCCCCAAUCUCGGAGGACCUCUUCGCAAAGUACUUUUUCCAAGUAUGGGACCGUCUCGGCUCGUCGAGUGCCUUGCCCGACGACGCAGUGCCCGGCUCGCGGCCCCUCUACGCGCGGUACCUCACCCUCAUGAGCUGGCAUGCUUUUCUCCAGGAAGGCGUCAACGUGGCCGUUUACGAGACGGGCAUCGGCGGCGAGUUCGACGCCACCAACAUUGUCGAGAAGCCCCUCGUCGCGGGCAUAAGCACCCUUGGCAUCGACCACGUCUACGUGCUAGGCGAGACAGUCGACAAGAUUGCCUGGCACAAAGCCGGCAUCAUCAAGGCCGGCAGCCCCGCCUUUACAGUCGAGCAGGUCGGCCCUGCCGCCGAGGUGCUGCACCAGAGGGCGCGCGAAAAGGGCGUCACCUUGAACGUGCUGGGCAUUGAUCCGCGCCUGCAGGGCGUCAAGGUGAGGCCCGACGCGCAGUUCCAAAGGAAGAACGCCACGCUGGCCGUGGCCCUCGCCGCCACGGCCCUGCAGAAGCUGCGAGUGGUCCCCGAGAACCUCGUCGACGCUUCUCGCCCCCUGCCAAGGCGGUUUGCAGACGGCAUUGAAAAAACCGUCUUCAGGGGCAGAUGUGAAGUCAAGGUCGAGGACAGCAUCGUGUGGCACGUCGACGGGGCGCACACGGCGGACAGCUUGAAAGAGUCGUCCAGGUGGUUUGCCGACGAAACCAGCCACAGCACCGGGCCCCGCGUCCUCAUCUUCAACCAGCAGGGCCGCGCCGAGGCCGUCGACUUCCUCGAGUCCAUCCAGGCGACCACCUCGCGCCCGUCCCGCGGCAAACCAUCGUUUGAUCACGCCGUGUUCUGCACAAACGUCACCCACGCCAAGACGGGCUACAACCGAGACUUUGUCAACCGCGGCAUUGACCCAAAGGAAAUCGAGAGCAUGUCGGUGCAGCGUCGCUUUGCGGACAGGUGGGCGUCUAUCGACCCCGGUGCCGAGGUUGUCGUCUUGCCCACCAUCGAGGAGGCGCUCGACUACGCGAGGCAAGUGGGCGACGUCGCGGCCAGGGUGGGGGACGAAAAGGUCCAGGUCUACGUCACGGGCAGUCUGCAUCUUGUGGGCGGAGCGUUGGCCAUCUUGGAAAAGGCCGAGGCUUUGUGA